AUGCGCGUCGAGGAUGGAGAGAAUAGCAUACAGAAAUGGCGGACGACCAGAGGCUGGCUUCCGCGGACAUUGCACAGACCCUAUCUGUUCACCCUGGCAGGUCUGUUUACCUUCAUGUUGGCCGCCGUGGAGACGUUGCGCCAGUGGGCCAAGAGACAGGGAGGGAUCGUUCACUGGGCCUACGAGUCAGAUCUGCCGACCGCCAUAUGGGGAGCGUACACCUAUCUGCCCUUGGCCUUUGCCCUACUGGCGAUCAACCUUUUCGAUGCAUGCGCGCAGGAUGUAUUGAGGUUGGAGCCGUUUUUCCAGCUGGCCAAGGCUGAGGGAGUCUCCGCUUCGAUGCUGUUCACCAAUUAUUGCUCCAACACCUUAGCCGCAUCUUUCAUGGCCGUCAGGAAUCGAAAUUGGAUCGUACUCGCCGUUGCACCGGUCUCGCUCGCUUUUCGCAUGUUCUUGCCCUCGCUCCUGGCUGGUCUGGUGGAGCUCGAUGACGGGAUUUGGACGGAGAAUAAGGUGGUCAAUACCUGGCCAUCAAUCAUCGAUCUGGACUCGCAAAAAGUCUGGCUGACAAGCGGCUCAUCAGGCAACGGACCCCUGGGCUCACCGGAACUCAACGCAUUCUUCAUGCCGGACCCCGAGGAUUUCACCACCGCCCCGGUGUCGCUGCCUGACGACCAGAAUAACUCAUCGCUGCUGACCCUGACGCAAGAUGUAUUCUGGUCCAACCUGACUUGCUCCAGUCAUUCCGAGGGUGUGGCUUACCCGCAGGUGGUCACCGAUCUCAGCUCGGCGAGCCAUUUGCCCCACGGACAGCAGAUCUGGUCGUGGAAUAUUGAGAACGCGCUCAUGGAAAACAGCGUAAAUGGAUCGUCCAACUCUCAAUGUCAAGUGAGCGUCAUCUUAAAUACGCUCAUUGGAGCGGAUUCCAUGACCGUCCAAGCGCGAUUCUGGGAGCCUGUGGAUUCUGCAGGGAAUAUGGUGGCCCCGUCGGCGUUCACCACGAGCGGUUGCAGCAGUAGCUUCAAAGUUUUCGGGGUGAUGAUUGAUAUGGAUCUCGCAGCUGGAAACGUGUCAAGCGCCAAUUACACCAUGUUUGCGUGUUCUACAGUGUAUCAACAAGCCCUAGCCGACGUCACUCUGGAUUCAAACGCAACGGUCGCCAGCGUCAAUAUGACCCCGGCUGCGGUGAAGCCGCUCAAUUCGCAAGAUUUCCUUGUUGAAGGUGUCCAUGAUCUCAUCGCUUCACGCUAUUUGUCUACGACAACAGAUGUUCGAGUUGAGUCUAGCUCGCAAGGCAACAUCUUUGCGAAUAGUUCUGGGGCGAUCUUGGUUGCCACGGAUUCAAAUGUCCAAAAUACGACCUCGUACCAGCAGCAAAUUCGUCAGUAUUGGAAUUACGAAUUCAUUGUCACCAUUGACAGAUUCUUCAGCCCUGGUGGACCUCCCACUUCUGCUGACGCCCAGCAAAAGAGCCUUGUGGUGAUUUUGAUGGUCGCGUCCGACGCUGUGACGCUGGUGGAGGCUAUUUUGGGCAUAGGCCUCGUUGCAAUUGCAAUUCUGCUCUCAAUUUAUCCCAAUCGGCCCAAUUUUUUGCAGUGGGAUCCCGGGUCCAUAAGUGCUCAGUGCACAUUAAUUGCACGUCUCUUUACUUCGUCGUCCAAAGUCAUGUUUGCAGAGGCGAAACUGCACAUGGCAAACACCCGUCAACUCAAGCGAUGGGCCAAGGGGAAGAGUUGUGAGUGGGUUGUGGAAGAUGGUGAGGAGAGAAUUCGAGUGGUCGACUGCCCAGUGCCUCCGUCAACGAGGCCUUCUCGCUUCAUUAACAACCGGCCAGACCCGAUGCCGCAUUUUUUGCGACCUAUGAUCUUCUUGGCCGAAUGCUUCGUCAUUGCGGCAAUUCUCACCCUUUUUGGAGUGAGCUUGUCGUACAUCCGCUGGAAAUCCAUCAAUUCCUUCUUCAGCACUGGUGCCACCGUGGCCAUGGUCUUUCUCAACUUUGGCCCUACUGCGAUUGCGUCGGUCAUUGGUUCUUUCCUGCUUUCAGUAUAUCGCAAUCUGACCGCGAUGGAACCCUGGAUCCGGCUGCAGGAUGGAUUGGCCGAUGCGCGUCAAUCCAUCGUUGAGAACUACGCCAUCCAAACCCCCCUUGUGCCGUUGUUUCUACAAAGACAUCGCAAACCUGGUAUACUGCUUUUUGCAUCGAUCGUUUGUCUGGGUGAUCUUGUUCUGCGGCUUCUCAGUGGUGGAAUCUUCACGCCUCAGCUCAAGCGAUAUUCCUCGCCAACUUCAGCGCUGUCGCAUGUGUACAGGCCCGGAUUGUUGUUCAACAAUUCUUACAAAACAAACAUUGAUAUCUCUUUGGUCGCCACAAGCCGGCUUCUGAAUAAUGUGACGAUUCUUCCAUGGGCCACUGUCGACGGGAGCUUCUUCUUUACUCCAUAUUCUGUUCAUAACCCGUCAGAUGACAACUAUCCCAUCUACAUUACCACUACCCGGGGCUACGGAGUCGACCUUGACUGCGAGGAGCUGCCUCUGACUUCGGCUGCGGAUGUUCAGUCCUGGACAUACACAAUACCCGUGGGCUCAACGCAAGAGACGUGCAGUGUUGAAAUCGCACUGACGGAGCGUCAGAAACAUAGCACCAGGCAAUCGGUACACUACUACGCCCCAAAUGGAACCAAUCCGGCUUGUCAGGAAUCCAGCCUCUUUGUCUGGGCGUCAUGGGAGGCUAGGAGCUCGAAACACAAAAAUGAAUCUUCUGUGCUCGCGCUGCACUGUGAGCCACGACUUCACAUCCAAGAUUUCCGUGUCGAAUUUGACUCUGAUGGAACAAUCGAAAUUCUCCAUCCAGUGAUAGGAAGCGAGGUCACCAGCGGGGAGCUCUAUCAGAACGCUUCAGCGUUAUUGAAAAUCUUCAACCAAAUGCUUCUUGGUCCGCAUGAAAAUAUCACUUCACGAUGGGGUGGGACUGCAACAAGUCAGCAUCGCACCCACUCUUAUCAUUACAACUGGCCCGGCAGCUUGACCAGCAACUCCUACACAAACAAGUACUCCAAGGACUCCAUAUUGCGCCCGAGUCAUUUUAUUUCGACCGUGCAGGGCGUGUACAAGACUCUGUUCAGUACCCAUCUUGCCCUAUGGGGAGACCAGUACUUUGAUCGCCUGCCGUCCAGCUCUCCCCAUCCCGCGCGCGGAAACGUAGUGGACAGCUUCUGGGGUUUCAUUCCGGCCACUAGCUUGGUGGUCAUCAUCAUCUGCCUGCUGUCAAUCGACGCCGUUGCUCUGAUGACCGUGUUCACCGUUCGUUUCAAGCGCUAUCGUGGACAUCGUGUGCCUCGCACCCUUGGAUCUCUUAUCCCCUGGGUUGUGGAGAGUCGAAUGCUUGCUGACCUGGGUGCAACGUGGGAGAUGAGUGGCCGUGAGCGGGACAAGCACCUGCUCGAACAAGAUCGAAAGUACCGUGUAGGAGACUUCUCUGCCACGGGAGGGCCCCCUUGGGCUUUAGACUACGAUGAUGAUCUUCGUAGGGAUGAUCCCCCGCGAGACUCGGAAAUUGAGUUGCAAAAUCGAGGAUCUGAUGGACCCUCAAACGAACGUGAAUAA
Penicillium oxalicum is the source of this 3603-nucleotide messenger RNA. Its product is annotated as DUF3433 domain-containing protein. Lineage: Eukaryota; Fungi; Ascomycota; Eurotiomycetes; Eurotiales; Aspergillaceae. The transcript has a single exon. The record is from RefSeq and is a predicted model, not a curated record. Bases 1 to 3603 code for a protein of 1200 amino acids.